AUGAGUUCUGAACAAGAUGAAGAUUUUAUUAAGACUCCUCAAGAAGUUAAAUAUUUUAUCGUAGAAUCAAAUGAAAACUAUAAAUUAGCUAGAAAAAAUAAAUCAGAUAACCCUGAUAACUCUGAUAUAGAUGAAAAUCUUAAGCAUCAAAUAAUUAAAUUCUUUAUUGUGAAAUUAAAUGAAGAAUAUAAAUCAUAUCAAAAAAAUAUGAGAUUUCGCCAAAAUUUGUUCGUUGCAGAGAUUUUUAUAUCGUUGACUUCUAUUUUUCUUGGUCAAUUAUUCGCAUUGGCAGAAGAUUCCGAUAUAAUGACGAAAAUUGGAACUCAAUUAUCAUCAGUAUUUGGUGUAAUUGGUGUGUUAGUAACUAUUGUUACUGCAUAUCUUAACAAUACUGCGCAGAAAUAUUUUGAAGCAGGUAGCUCAACUGAACUCGAUGAGAGUACGUUCAAACUUAUGUAUUUACAUAUUGAUGAUAAAGUUAUUAAAGAGUUUGGAGGAAUCUGGAUUGGUGUAAUUAUUCUUUCAAAAUCAUGUGAUUUUAUUGAAAGUUUAGAGCUUAGAAUUUAUGCUAAAGAGGUUAAUCAAGAUGAUAGUUUAGAUAAUAAAAAGACUAAUGAUGAAGUUAAAGAGGCUUAUGUUAAUGAUAGUUUAGAACACGAUGAUAAUGAUUAUGUUUUUCCUAGCAGACUUAAAUACGAUAGAAAAUAUAUGUAUGACAAAAGAAAAUCUAAAGAGGGAAUGGAAGGAGUGACUCAGAAUGAGCCCAAAGAAUUCAAAAAACCUCAAAAAACUUUCCGUUUAUUUCACUUGCAAUUAUUCCCAUUAUGGGUUACUAAUAUUGAAUUAAUUCUAAAUGAAAUCAGGCCUAUAAUUAUUGAUAAAUAUAAAGAUUAUAAGAAACAAAAAUAUAUA
This is a messenger RNA of Cetraspora pellucida, 912 nucleotides long. Lineage: Eukaryota; Fungi; Glomeromycota; Glomeromycetes; Diversisporales; Gigasporaceae. The record is from the annotation of a GenBank genome assembly.